AUGAAGGCAAAGGAAACUAUCCACCAUUUUCUCAGAAAAUACACUGUUCCGGACAUAGAUGGGUUGAGGACACUUGAGGGCAUUAUAGACAUUUUAAUGUUUGGCUUUGAUGACAUCAGCUUUUUCUGUGAAAUAAAUAAACGGAAGUCAACAAAAGGGGGAAUCUUGACAUUGUCAGGUGAACUUCCAUUAGAGAUGGGCAAUCUUGUCAAUUUGGAGGUAUUGAAUGCAGAAAGUGGUUCUCUUACAGUGCCUAUUCCAUCUUUUAUCUUCAACAUGUCUUCAUUGAGAGUAAUUUUUUUCAUCGAGAAACUACAACUUGAUUCCAAUAAGCUUUCUGGCCAAUUUCCACCAAGCUUGUGGGAAUGUAAAUGGCUUCAAAUAUUAUCAUUGGAAAGUAAUGAUUUCACAGGAAGCAUAUCUAACAACAUUGGGAACCUUACAUUGCUAAGAGAAUUACAUCUUGGUUUCAACAAGUUGACAGGUACUUACCAAACUAAACUUGGUCUUUUCCUUACAAGUUUGCAUAGUAAAUCCGCAGCUGUUGUUUGGAAGCCACUAGGCCUCUUAAAAACCCAAGAUUUAAAUUUCACAUUGUGUGGAGGUACAUUACCAGAAGAAAUUGGUAACCUUAAUCUUGAGAGAUUGUCUGUCUCUUUCACAGGCUUAACCGGCUUGAUUCCCUCCCAAAUCUUCAACAUAUCAACAGCAAGAAUCAUUAGCCUAAAUGGGAAUCAGCUCUCAGGCCAUCUUCCAUCAAGCCUUGGCCUCUGGCUUCCCAAUCUUAAAGAGCUUUACCUAGGUGGAAAUAAACUCAGUGGAACCAUACCAAGCUCCAUCUCCAAUGCAUCCAAACUUACCAUCCUAUUCAUGACCUCCAACUCAUUCACCGGCUCCAUACCCAAUACACUUGAAAAUCUAAGACUCCUGCGCAGAUUCUCUGUCUCUGAAAAUAAUCUUACCCGGGAAUCUUCUUCUCUGGAAUUAAAUUUAAUUACUUCUCUGGCAAAUUGCAACAAUUUGAAAGAUUUGGGAAUAGCGUGGAAUCAAUUCAAUGGCAUCCUCCCAGCUUCAUUUGGGAAUCUCUCCACUUCUCUUCAACAAUUGGAAGCAUUCGGAUGCAAACUCAAGGGGGAAAUUCCCGUUGGCAUUGGCAACUUGAGCGGCUUGAAUGUCAUAAGUCUAGAUGACAAUGAGUUCACUGGCUUUAUCCCUGCAACAAUUGGAAGGUUAGAAUGCCUUGACCGCUUGUAUCUUGAACACAAUAGGUUACAAGGCACCAUCCCAAAUGAUCUUUGUAUGUUGAAGAAUUUGGGAGACUUGUAUCAAAGUGACAAUAAGCUAAAUGGAUCAAUACCAACAUGCUUGGGUGAACAAAAAACCCUGAGACAUAUCUACUUGGAAUCCAACAAUUUGAAUUCCACAAUACCUUUAACCUUGUGGAGCCUUAGAGAUCUCCUCGGUCUAAACCUGUCCUCAAAUUCUCUCACUGGUUACAUACCACUAGAUAUUGGAAAUUUGAGAGUCAUAACAGAAAUAGACUUAUCAUGGAAUCAGUUAUCAAGCGAUAUCCCAAGCACCAUUGGAGGAGCCCAAACAUUAGUUACUCUCUCCUUGGCACAUAAUAAACUACAAGGACCUAUUCCUCAAUCAUUGGGCAAAUUGAUAAACUUGGAAUUCUUGGAUCUAUCCCAUAACAAUUUGUCCAGAGACAUUCCUCAAUCACUAGAGGUACUCAGGUAUCUUCAAUAUUUGAAUCUCUCCUUCAAUAACUUGCAAGGAGAAAUUCCUACUGGAGGGCAUUUCACAAACUUCACUGCUGAAUCAUUUAUGCAAAACUCUGGGUUGUGUGGUGCACCUCAAUUGCAAGUCCCGCCAUGCAAAACUAUUCACAAAUCAAGAAAAAGUUUGGAUUUACUGAAAUAUAUCUUACCGUCAAUUGCAUUUGCAAUACUUGUGGCAGCCUUUGUGUGGAUAAGAUGUCGAAAAGUCAAUAUGGCACUACCAAUUCGAGUAGAUUCAAUGAUUCAUUCAUGGAGACGAUUUUCAUAUCAAGAACUUGUACGAGCAACAAAUGCAUUUAGUGAAAGCAACCUACUCGGUACAGGGAGUUUUGGUUCUAUAUAUAAAGGAAUCCUUUCAAAUGGGAUGAGUGUUGCUAUCAAGGUUUUCAAUUUGCAAACGGAAGGAUCAUUCAAGAGUUUCGACGCUGAAUGUGAAGUUAUGUUGAACAUAAUGAUAGAUGUUGCAUUAGCAAUGGAGCAUCUACAUCACGGUCUUACAACACCUAUUGUUCACUGUGAUUUGAAGCCCGACAAUGUCUUGCUUGACGAGGAUAUGGUUGCACAUGUUGGUGAUUUUGGAAUUGCAAAACUGUUUGGUGAAGGAGAGUAUAUAGCACAAACCAAGACCCUCGCCACAAUUGGGUACAUGGCACUAGAGUAUGGAAUGGAAGGGAUAGUCUCUGCAAAAGGUGAUGUGUACAGUUACGGAAUUAUGUUGAUGGAAGUAUUCACAAGGAAGAAGCCGACAGGCAAAAUGUUUGAAGGAGAAAUGAGCUUGAAAAGUUGGGUAAGUGACAUGAUAUUGCAGGGUCAUGGUGGUUCAAUACUUCUAGCUAUGGACUCCAAUUUGAUAGGAAGUGAAUCAGAAGAUGUAAAUUUCACUGUUAAGGAGCAAUGUGUGUUGUUAGUCUUGAGUUUAGCCAUGGACUGUUUGAAAGAUCAGCCGAACGAGAGGAUCAACAUGAAGGAUGCCUCAGCCAGACUCCGGAAAAUUAGAACUGUGUUUCUAGCAAACAAUGGAAAGGGCUUGAAAGGCAAAGAUAUAUGUCAAGACUAA
Messenger RNA from Camellia sinensis, 2841 nucleotides. NCBI's taxonomy places the organism in Eukaryota, Viridiplantae, Streptophyta, Magnoliopsida, Ericales, Theaceae. The record is from RefSeq and is a predicted model, not a curated record.